Messenger RNA from Priapulus caudatus, 3619 nucleotides. RefSeq names its product calpain-9-like. Gene Ontology annotation, molecular function: calcium ion binding; calcium-dependent cysteine-type endopeptidase activity. The record is from RefSeq and is a predicted model, not a curated record. Gene Ontology annotation, biological process: proteolysis. Lineage: Eukaryota; Metazoa; Priapulida; Priapulimorpha; Priapulimorphida; Priapulidae. Gene Ontology annotation, cellular component: cytoplasm.
AUUGGUAAAGGACCCGCACCAGCUUCGGGUGGUCAUUCUCACGGACAUGAUCACGGUGGACAUGGGCAUAGCCACGGAGGACAUGAUAGUGGGGGUGGUGACCAUCAUCACCACGCCCCCGCUGCUCCGAAGCGUGCUGCAAAGAAGCCCCCGCUAUCAAAGAAAGGUCCUACCGGCCCCAAAAGGGGAGAGCCCGGCAGCAAGGAGAAGCCGCACCGCGUCUCUACCUGCGGGAACAAAUGUCAAGGCAGGGAGAAGUCGAGCGUCAUAGGAGACGAGGACUACGAGGAUAUCCAGGAGAAGAUGGUCGCAGCCGGACGGCUGUUUAAAGAUCACGAUUUCGACGCAGUCGACUCGACACUGUUCUACAGCCAGAGUCCGCCUCGCCACAUCGAGUGGAAACGCCCUCAUGAGAUCUGCGCCAAUCCUAAGUUGUUUGUGGAGGGAGCCAGCCGCUUUGAUGUAAAGCAGGGAGAACUUGGCGACUGCUGGCUACUUGCGGCCAUUGCUUCUCUGACAUUAAACCAGAACCUGCUACAUCGUAUCGUGCCCGAUGGACAGAGCUUCAAGCCAGAGGAGUACUGCGGAGCCUUCCGUUUCAGGUUCUGGCAGUAUGGCUCCUGGGUGGAGAUCGUGGUGGAUGACCGUCUGCCAACGGCCAACGGACGACUUGUGUUCAUGCACUCUGCCGAUCAUAAUGAAUUCUGGACUGCUCUGCUAGAGAAGGCCUACGCUAAGCUUAACGGUUCCUAUGAAUCACUGAAAGGCGGCAGCACGUGUGAAGCUAUGGAAGAUUUCACGGGAGGUCUUACUGAGAUGUACGAGCUGGACAAGAGCCCACCGGCGAAUCUUUUCAGGAUCAUGAAGAAAGCUUUGGAGCGCGGUUCACUCAUGGGCUGCUCCAUUGAGGCUGAUCCGCGUGUGCUUGAGGCAGAGUUAGCUAACGGCCUGAUACGAGGACACGCGUACAGCAUAACAUCUUGUACUGAUGCCAAUAUUGAGACUCCUAGAAUGAAAGGCAAGAUGCAGUUGGUGAGAGUACGAAACCCGUGGGGCAACGAAGCCGAAUGGAAGGGGGCGUGGGGCGACCAGUCUCGUGAGUGGCAACUGCUGAAUGCAGAAGAAAAGCAGAGGAUCGGCCUUGUCUUCAGCGACGAUGGAGAAUUCUGGAUGUCCUGGAAGGAUUUCAUCGCUAACUUCCAAAAGUUGGAGAUCUGCAAUCUCAGCCCAGACGCGCUGGAAGACGAUCCGUCUGCGACGAAGAGAUGGGAGAUGAACGUUCACGAGGGAGCCUGGACCCGCGGGUGCACCGCCGGUGGCUGUAGGAACUACAUCGUUCGAGCCGAACGAGCUCGGCGAAUUCGUCGUGCGCAUCUUCUCCGAGCAGCCGAUCGACGACGAGGAGCUUGAUGAGGAGACUGGUAUCGAUGAAACCAUCCAGGCUAAGCAGGUGAGGGCCGUGCACGCUGCCGCGCCGGCGCAGGCGUCCGCUGCUUCCAGGGAGCCCGAGGCGAACGAGUUUUUCCGCAGGAUCGCCGGAGAUGACAUGGAGGUGGAUCAGCACGAGCUGCAGGCCGUGCUAAACCACGUGCUGAAGAAGGAGUUCAACUUUGAAGGAUUCAGUCUGGAGUGUUGCAGAAGCAUGGUUGCCAUGAUGGAUGAUGAUAGGUCUGGUAAGCUUGGUCUAGAUGAAUUCAGAGAGCUCUGGCAGAACAUAAGGUGGUGGAAGAACGUGUUCAGAGACUACGACAAAGACAAGUCAGGAAACUUGAACACUUUUGAACUGAGGCAGGCGCUCCACUCUGCUGGUUACCGCCUUAGCACAAUGGUUCUGAAAGUGUUGGUGCUUCGCUAUGGCAACAAGAGCAACUCGAUGAACUUUGAUGAGUUUGUCAUGUGUGCUGUCAAGCUGAAGAGCAUGAUUGAAAAGUUCCAGAAGCUGCAGAUGUCAGAGAUCGAUAUGAACGAUUGGGUGGAGCUGACCAUGUACACGUAAAUUAUGCGAGCAGUGUUGGCGUGGACAGGUCAUUAGCGGGACCCUGACUAUACGCAAAAAUCCACACAAAGUAUAAUGGCAAGGAACAACAUCAUCAGGUUCUAUGUAUGUGUUUUCUAAUAUUAAAUGUUAAAUAUGUAAUCAACGAAAGGGCCUUAGAACAGUGUCGUUCAUACGGACAUAAUAUGUCGGUAUUAUCGGCUACUUUUGUGUGCUUGUGCGAAUAAGAAUAAGUGCAUUAUAAUCGCGUACGUGCUUCCAUGACUCGCGUGUAGAUGGGGGUAGAAUACCUGUGUCUUGUAGCUAAAUUGCCUCGCUUAAUUAAGCAAGUGCAUUGAUUAGAACGUCGGGUUACUUCUAUGCUUAUACUAGUGCUUAUAGCUAGUAAAGUGUUUUAUAUGCUUCAUAUUCCACUGUUAGACGGUUCCCAAGCAUGCCACUAAACUGGCUAUACGUAUCUGUUCCUUUUCAGUUGUAACUCAAUGUUAUUUGUAUAGGUUUCCUUUUGCAAUUAUUUAUUUAUUAUACUGUUUGGGAUAUAGCGUUAGUAAGCAUAUGCUGAUUAAAAAUUAAAGGGAGAUCAUUCCUUAAAGUUUUACGUUAUAAUUGUCACGUUUUUUUUAAGGAUAAAAAUAGCUACAUCGAUUUAUUUGUGGCAUAGACCAUGUGGUUGAACACAUAGCAUUGCUUUAUUUGCAGUAUUGCUGAAAAAUACAUACUAUUAAAGUAAUUAGCAACAUUAUUAUUUUAAUAACUUGUACCUAUAACAUUAAGUCCUAAGUAUAGAGCAAAUGUUCCUAAGCCAAAUACCGCAUUAUGUGCCAUUACGGUUUAACGUAGCGUUGAAGAAAUAUGCAAAUUUCUAUAUAUAUCGCAGUGGGAACAGUAUAUAACAAGAACGUAUUACAAAUAAUUAUGUAGUUGUGUGAUGUGAUUUAAGGUCGAGUAUUAUAUGUCAAAUUUCUGUGUAUCAACAUAAAACAAAAAAAUUCACCACUAUUUUCCUAUUACUCAAAGCAUGCAUGAAUCCGUAUUUAUUGAAGUAUAUACCGCCUAUACCUUUUUACAAAUAAUUGGAAUGGAAAUUAAUAGACAAUAUAAAAAGAAUUAGAUAUUACCGAUCAAUUUAUUGUUACUUCGAUAUGAUAACCUUAGGAUAGAGGAUCGUAGACUAAUUCUGAUGACUGGAACCAAAACUGGAUAAAGUCCGUCCAUAUGAUUAUAACAUAAUUAUGUCGAAAAAUGAAACCAGAUUACUUUGAACAAACAUUUAAAGCUUUACUACUGUUGUUUUUCUGUGCUAAACAACGAUUGUGUACCUACAAUUAAUACUAAUACUGUAUGUAAUACAAUUUUCUGCGGUUAUUCAUGCAAUAAAAUUAUUAUAAUGCUAGUUAUUGUAGUUUAAGUAUUCGUUAUGUCUCUAUAGUGUGCAAACAAAUAGUGUUCAGUGCCUUCAUUUCCUAAAGUGAUGUUUGAUAAAGUAAUGUAUCAGUUGUCUCACACAGUGUUUACAUGUAGCGCAGCAUUAUGGUUAACGUAUUGAACUAUUUUGACACAAAACGUAGUCUUGUAAUAAUUAACUCUAUCAAAAUAAAAAUGUUUGGUACUGGAACAUUUAAA